AUGUUGCUAAUCUUAGAAAACAAUGACAAAUUGAGUGAUCCUGACCAAUAUGAUAGUUUGGUCCGAGCGGAAAUACCAUGUAAAGAAACAGAACCACACUUACAUGAGGCAGUGCUAAGGCAUAUGGUCCAUGGUCCUUGCGGAACACUAAAUCAAUCUUCAACAUGCAUGAAGAACGGUCAAUGUAAACGCAACUACCCAAAAGAGUUCAUACCAGAGACACGACGAGGUGAUGACUCAUAUCCUCAAUAUAGGAGGCGAUUUGAUACUCCAAUUCAUAUCAACCAAAAUGUCACAAUUGACAAUAGAUGGGUGGUUCCGUACAACCCUUGGCUACUACUGAAGUAUGAUUGCCAUAUCAAUGUAGAGAUAUGUAGCAGUAUCAAGAGCAUAAAAUAUCUAUACAAGUAUUGCUAUAAGGGACCAGACCGUGUGGCAAUGGAGGUUCACAAAAGUUCUCAUUAUGAUGAGGUGCAACAAUUUAUUGAUGCAAGAUGGAUUGCCGCUCCAGAGGCAUGCUGGAGGAUAUUUCGAUUCAACCUUUACCGAAUGUACCCAUCAGUUGAGAGGUUGCAAGUUCAUUUGCCAAAUCAACAUCAAGUGAGCUUUUAUGAGUACCAAACUAUUUCUGAAAUAGUUAAUAAUGACUAUUUCUCAAGAACAAUGCUCACUGAAUUCUUUGCACUUAAUCGGGCCGAUGACCAACAAUCUAGACAUCUUUUGUACAGGAAAAUUCCAGAAUAUUACAGUUGGCACAGCAAGGAAAAAGAAUGGCGUCAACGUAGGUCACAAAAGAGAGCUAUCGGUCGGAUCUAUACCAUUUCGCCAACAGAAGGUGAAAAAUUCUAUUUGCGUAUUCUCUUGUCAAAUGUAAGAGGCCCAACUGGUUGGGAUGAUUUGCUAACGGUCGAUGGUGUCCAAUAUUCGUCCUUUAAGCAAUCCGCUCAGCAUCGAGGACUGUUGGAGAGUGAUAGUAGUAUAAGAUCAUGUUUGGUUGAGGCAUCCAUUUUGAGAAUGCCAUGUGCUUUAAGAAGGUUGUUUGCCACCAUUCUAAUUUUUUGUGAGCCAACAGAUGUAAGAAGUCUGUGGGACGAGUUUCUUUCAUGUAUGGUGGAUGAUUACGCAUCAACAAGCACUACAACCUGCAAUGGGUUGACAAAUCGUUUGCUUAGGGAUUUAAAUGACAUCCUCCUACAACAUGGAAAACAUAUUGCACAAUACGAUUUACCAGCUCUAACCUCGGACAACGACAAUGACAACUUCAUGCCUAGAAUUAUUCAAGAAGAAAUGUCCAUCGAAAUUCCUCAAGAAGACCUGUGUUCUAUAGAAAGAUUGAAUCAUGACCAGUCUGCAGCUUUCAGGUGCAUUAUGAAUACAAUUGAUCGAAGAGAAAGUGGAGUGUUCUUCGUGGAUGGACCAGGAGGAGCAGGUAAGACAUUUCUUUACAGAGCUAUAAUUGCAGAUUUAAGAAGUAAAGGGCAUAUUGCCUUGGUAACUGCGUCCUCAGGAAUAGCUGCAACUUUACUGCCUGGUGGUCGAACAGCUCAUUCUAGAUUUAAGAUCCCAAUCAAUGCAGAGCCAUCCUCCACGUGCAAUAUAAGUAAACAAUCUGAUCUUGCAAAACUGAUUAGGCAGACGACCGCGAUAAUUUGGGAUGAAGCGCCAAUGACUAAUAAAGAGACAAUGGAAUCACUGGACCACACAUUACGAGACAUCUUAGAAAACAAUAAUCCAUUUGGAGGGAAGGUGAUGGUUAUGGGAGGGGAUUUUUGCCAAGUACUACCUGUUGUGCCGAAAGGAAGUAAGUCGCAAAUGAUUUCAGCUUCUAUUGUUAAAUCACAUUUGUGGGCAUUCACCAAAAUUCUCCACCUGCGACAGAAUAUGCGAUCCCUUAAUGAUCGUGAUUUUGCGGAGUAUCUUAUGCGCAUAGGGGAUGGGAUUGAGCCUACCAUAUGUGAAGACUUGGUACAAAUAGAAGUAGGCAUGGCAAUACCAUGGGAAGGUGAGGCAUCAUUACACAAAUUAAUAGAAGAAACCUUUCCAAAUUUGCAAUCUCAUGGGUGGGAUGCAUCUUAUAUGGUGGAGAGAGCGAUAUUGACACCCAAGAAUCAUGAUGUGCAACAGCUUAAUGAUAUAGUCAUCAACCAAUUUCUAGGAGACGAACGAAUUUUAGCAUCCUUUGAUGAAGUAGAAGGAGAUACAAAUAAUCUGUAUCAACAAGAAUAUCUUAACUCGAUCUCCACAGGUGGAUUGCCACCUCAUAUGUUGAAGGUAAAAAAAGGUGCUCCUCUGAUGUUACUGAGAAACAUAGAUCCUAAGGCAGGCUUAUGCAAUGGCACAAGGCUACUGUGUCGAGGAACUUUUCAAAAUAUGUUAGACGUGGAAAUCUUAACAGGCCAUCACUCUGGAAAAAGAGCUUUUUUGCCUCGGAUAAAACACAAAACAACUGAGAACUCAGGACUACCCUUUGUGCUUAUUAGAAAACAAUUUCCUGUAAGGUUGAGUUUUGCCUUAACGAUAAAUAAAUCACAAGGGCAAACUAUCCCUAAGGUAGGGAUCUAUCUCCCUAAACAUGUGUUUAGCCAUGGUCAAUUAUAUGUUGCUCUAUCUCGAAGUGUUUCUCAGUCAACCACAAAAAUCUUAGUCAAAGAAGGAACAGUAGAUGGAAAAAGGGGACAAUUCACAAAGAAUGUGGUGUUCAAAGAAAUUUUGUUACUUGCACCUCAGGAAACAGGAUUUCAAUCGUUAUGGAAUACAUGGAAGGAUGAGCAAUCAAUGAGACCAAUCGACAAUAAAGUUCAUCCAAUCAAAAUUUAUUCUAUUGGUUGGGGAGGUACAGUUAAAGCAGACAAAACUCAACUAUGGAAGAUGGUAAAAAGGAAAAUAUUGGAACAAAAAAAUAAAAGCCAUGAACUUAGAAGAACACAAUUAACUCAUUUCGAACCAAAACAAUAUCAUUGCAGAAAGUUCAAUGCAAAACAAGAUGUCACAAUUCUACAGUUUUUCAAGAUGCAAGAAGUUAUUGACAAAGAGAUAUAUGAUGAAUUACGAAGGAUUUUUUCCAGGAAAAUGCAGGUCUCUCCAGAUUCAGAAUCAUAUUUUGGCCUACCACUUAAAAAAGAAGAAGACAAACAUGAAUAUCCAUGA
This is a messenger RNA of Arachis stenosperma, 3147 nucleotides long. RefSeq lists its product as uncharacterized. Gene Ontology annotation, biological process: DNA repair; telomere maintenance. Gene Ontology annotation, molecular function: DNA helicase activity. Lineage: Eukaryota; Viridiplantae; Streptophyta; Magnoliopsida; Fabales; Fabaceae. The transcript is spliced from 7 exons. The record is from RefSeq and is a predicted model, not a curated record. Bases 1 to 3147 code for a protein of 1048 amino acids.